This is a messenger RNA of Aureobasidium melanogenum CBS 110374, 1875 nucleotides long. Its product is annotated as PalH-domain-containing protein. The transcript has 2 exons. Gene Ontology annotation, biological process: cellular response to pH. The annotation marks the transcript as partial. Gene Ontology annotation, cellular component: plasma membrane. Lineage: Eukaryota; Fungi; Ascomycota; Dothideomycetes; Dothideales; Saccotheciaceae. The record is from RefSeq and is a predicted model, not a curated record.
CGGCAUGUUGCUCGACAGUUAUGGGGGCUGCCGACCACCACGUCGUCGAUUAUGACUGCCACAUGCACACCAUACACACUCCCUUCCGACGGUGUCAUUAGCUUUUCCGAAGAUAACAUCGUUACUCUCACUGCCAACGUAGUAUUCUCGCCCGCUUGCACACCCGGCUACGAAACUCCUGGAACCAGCAAUGACCCAUCUAGCGUCGCCGACCUCUCGGGCCCUUUCUAUGCCUCGACCAUCCCUCAGACAUUUGUCGUCGCUUGCGCCACCUCACUAGCCUGGGUCUUGGUUGUCAUGCUGUUGAUCAACUCGCGGUCUUUCUCUCCUGGAUUCGGUCUCACAAACUUUGCUUCUGGAAGAGGUCUUAUCGGUGGCGCAACUGGCGGUACUUCCGGACCCGGCGUGGGCUCACGACCCUGGCUUCAGAAGGUCGCAGCUCUUUUAACCGCUAUUGCCUUGACCAUCGCCACAGCCGACACAUUCAAAGUUGCUCAAGAACAAUAUGCUGUCGGAUACAUGGAUGGAGAUGCUAUGCACACCAAGGUCGAGGGAAGCAUGGAAGUACGAGUCACACGUGUCAUAUCCGAUGUCUUUCUCUGGCUCGCUCAAGUUCAAACGCUCAUACGACUGUUCCCACGGCAUAAAGAAAAGGUUGUCAUUAAAUGGGUCGGUUUCGCUCUCAUCGUGCUGGAUACAAUCUUCUCCUGUCUCAACAGUUUCCUGGUCGACAGCUUUAAUCGCCCUCGUCAUUUUGUGGACGCUAUCCCAGCCCUUAGUUAUCUUUUCGAAUUGGCUGUUGGUCUUCUCUACGCCGCCUGGGUCAUUUUUUACGGUCUCACCAAACGUCGCUACGCCUAUUUCCAUCUCAAGAUGAAGAGCAUCUUUAUUGUCGCUCUUCUUUCACAUAUCGCUAUACUAACACCUGUAGCCUUCUUUAUUACCGAUGUCGCCCAGCCAGAUGUCGCUGCCUGGGGUGACUAUUUUCGAUGGGUUGGUGCUGCUGCUUCUAGUGUCGUUGUUUGGGAGUGGGUCGAACGAAUAGAAGCCUUGGAACGAGAUGAAAAGAAAGAUGGCAUUCUCGGACGCGAAGUUUUCGACGGUGAUGAGAUGAUCGACAUGACUCCCGGCGACAACAUGACAUAUACUCGAAAACCUCGAGAUAGUUAUCGACCGGCAGGCAGUGGCAGCAGCAGCUCCGGGGGCUCGGCACACAAAUCUGGCUCGCAACAAGACUCGGUAGCCAGGAGGCGAAAAGCAAUUCCUCGUCGGAAGACCCACCUACCUCUCGGAAGAGCACAUUCCGAAAACAGAACAAUCACCUUUGGGUCCUUGCCCCGUCCAGAAACAUCGCCUACACAAACCACUAACCAAACACCUCCACCUCCACGGAUUUCGCCACCUGACAGGACGAAUACAACUAGUGCUGCUUCGACCGUCUAUGUCAUCAAUUAUGGGGAGUCGCAAGAACCAGAGCCUGUGCGAAGGCGGACAGAGGAUAUACCCGAGCACUCACAAGUUGACGAUCUAGAAGCCCAGACAUCAAAUGCAACGCGAGAAGAUAGUGGAACUAUACCGGACGCUAUGUCACGACUGAGGCACACGAGCAAUGCACUUCGGAAUGCAAUGCAGAAUCCGUUCAAGAGAAAACGGAUGAGCCCACCUGCAGAAGUCAGAGCAGCUCGAGACAAAAACGACGCUCGCACCCUUCCGGCCCACUCAUACUCAAAGUGGGAUAUCAAGGGUAGAAUUGGGGCCAUUGCAGCUGAGCAGGGCGAAAAGUACCGCGAGAGGAAGCAAGAAAAGGUGAACGACGUCGACUUGCCUUAUACUAUAAUCCCAGCUCCUACCCGAGGAGCGGCAGCAUGGAGUCCA